GGCUCUGCUGCUCAUUUGUCUCAGUGUCGCCGCCAUUAAACAACACGGAGAGCAAUGUAAACCAUGGGGGUGUCGCCGAUUUAAACCAUGAUUCAAGGAGUGCGACUCUUUGCCAAGGUGUGGUUUGUUUUUGAAAGACGUUAAUGUGUCCUCAGAGGUAAACAUGUGAGAGUAAAGGAGGUCGAAAGAACUCGGAUUGAGAAAGGUUUGACAGAGCAGCAGGAGGAGGAGGAGGAGGACUGGACAAGAAGGGUUUGUUGUGGUUUUCAGCAGCACUUGAGAAACCAGCUUAGCUGUAGUACGGUUGACCAUCCAAAGUGAUCCACAAUGACGGAACAGAAGGUAAAGUGGGUCUGUGACUACUGCACUUAUGAGAACUGGCCAUCUGCGGUUAAGUGCACAAUGUGCCGGGCUCAGAGGUCCAGGGGUCCCAUCAUCACAGAGGAACCUUACAAAAUCACCCCUGCUUUGGACGCCACCCUGGAGUGGGACCCCCCCAGGACUGAGAGUGGAAGUAGCCUCCUCAUCUGCCCCGACUCCAGCGCUAGGCCGAGAGUCAGGCCGGCUACUGUGGCUGAGAUCGCCACUAAGUGGUCCUGUCAAAUGUGCACCUACCUGAACUGGCCCCGGGCCAUCCGCUGCACACAGUGCCUGUGUCAGCGCCAGAGGACCAGCAGUCCCACAGAGUCCCCCCAGACUUCAGGAUCCAACGCAGGCUGCCGUACUGCGCCCCACUCCCCUGUGGAUACCUGUGAGGAAUACAAUGACAGAAACAGACUCAACACCCAUCAUCAGCACUGGACAUGCACAGCUUGCACUUACCAGAACUGGCCCAAAACUACAAAGUGUGUGGUGUGCGACCACCCCAAGCCCAAACACCAAGAAGCCAUAGAGCUGGCGGAGUCUGCCGAGCCGACGCCACUGAUCAACGAGCAGGACCGGGCUCGGUGGAGGGGCAGUUGCAGCGGGGGACCGGGCCAGAAAAGGUCCCCUCCUACGCCCAAGAGGGAAGAUAAUGUGAAAAUGGACUUCCAGAGGAUUGAGCUCGCAGCUGGAGCCAUGAGCAGCAAAGAGGAGCAGGAGGUCGACUUCAAGAAGCUAAAGCAGAUUAGAAACCGAAUGAGGAAAACAGACUGGCUGUUCCUCAAUGCAUGUGCUGGCGUGGUGGAGGGGGACCUGGCGGCAGUGGAAGCCUACAAGUCGUCCGGUGGCGACAUCGCCCGGCAGCUCACUGCAGACGAGGUGCAGCUCCUCAGUCGCUCCUCUGCGUUUGAUGUCGGCUUCACGCUGGUGCACCUGGCCAUCCGGUUCCAAAGGCAGGACAUGCUAGCCAUCCUGCUCACUGAGGUGAACCAGCAGGCAGCUAAGUGCAUCCCCUCCCUUGUGUGCCCCGAGCUAACGGAGCAGAUCCGCAGGGAGAUCGCAGCCUCACUACAUCAACGCAAAGGAGACUUCGCCUGUUACUUCCUCACUGACCUGGUCACCUUUACCCUGCCUGCAGAUAUUGAGGAUUUGCCGCCUGCUGUCCAAGAGAAGCUGUUUGAUGAGGUGCUAGAUCGAGAUGUGCAGAAAGAGUUGGAAGAGGAGUCUCCAGUCAUCAACUGGUCUUUAGAGCUGGGCACACGCCUAGACAGUCGCCUGUAUGCCUUGUGGAACCGCACUGCUGGAGACUGCCUUCUGGACUCUGUUCUACAAGCCACCUGGGGUAUCUACGACAAGGACUCUGUGCUCCGCAAGACACUGCAUGACAGCCUUCACGACUGCUCUCACUGGUUUUACACACGCUGGAAGGAGUGGGAGUCGUGGUACUCGCAGAGCUUCGGUUUGCACUUCUCCCUCAGAGAGGAGCAGUGGCAGGAGGACUGGGCGUUCAUCCUGUCUUUGGCCAGCCAGCCCGGGGCCAGCCUGGAGCAGACCCACAUUUUCGUUCUCGCACACAUUCUUCGGAGACCCAUCAUAGUCUACGGAGUGAAGUACUACAAAAGUUUCCGUGGGGAAACGUUAGGAUACACUCGCUUUCAAGGUGUGUACCUGCCUCUGUUAUGGGAGCAGAGUUUCUGCUGGAAGAGCCCAAUCGCCCUGGGUUACACGCGGGGCCACUUCUCCGCCCUGGUGGCCAUGGAGAACGACGGCUACGACAAUCGCGGUGCGGGCGCCAACCUCAACACUGACGAUGAUGUCACGGUCACUUUCUUGCCGCUGGUGGACAGCGAGAGGAAACUGCUGCACAUUCACUUCCUGUCUGCACAAGAGAUGGGGAACGAGGAGCAGCAGGAGAAGCUGCUGAGGGAAUGGCUGGACUGCUGCGUGACAGAAGGAGGCAUGCUGGCAGCCAUGCAGAAGAGCUCCCGCCGCCGCAACCACCCCCUGGUCACCCAGAUGGUGGAGAAGUGGUUGGACAGAUACCGACAGAUCCGCCCCUGUGCCUCUCUGUCUGACGGCGAGGAGGAGGACGAUGAAGACGAGUGAGAGCUCUCACUUUCAGACCGGACACUGGGGGGGCUCUGGGAGAGAUAAAAAACCUUACUAUCUACAUUUCUGUUUCUUUUCUUUCAUCAAAGUGUAAAUCUUUAACUUGUUAUAAUGCAUGUGGUCUGUGAGCUCUGUGAUAGAUACAACAAAAAAAAAGAAACCAGCACCAACAAACAGAAUCCUGAUUACUGCUCCUGUGAAAGCACAUCAAGUCUGCAUAGUUUGAACUCCUGUACCCAGAAUUCUCCUUGAAAUCAAAGUGAACAUCUCCACCUGAGAGAAAAACCAGGAAUUAUAGGAAUAUAUUAAAGUCAACCCUGACACCGCUCUACAUGGGAAAUUUCAUUUACAGAGAUGCCUGACAGAAAUUUAGCUUAAACCGAGAUGAUGCUAAUCCCCGUGUGUAUGUUUAAGGUUUAAAGAACCCUGUUUUCCCUCUGCGACCCCCUCCCCCGAUGUUUGGAUUUAUUUAUUUGUUUAGGAGAGGCGAUACCCUUUUUUUUUUGUCCUGUUUUAUCUGUGUUCUGUUUGAUCCCUCGGGUCUUGAAGUAUUUUAUUUUGCACAGAUUAUACCCACAUUCUGUGAGCGGGAGGGGGGAAAGGACAUGUAAGUUUACUGACAUUUUUACGUGUGGUUUAGUGGCUCAUGGUCAUGUAAGAGUGGGUGGUGGUGAUGCUGGUGGGGAAAACAGAAAACCAAACACUCUGCCUCUUUCUAUAGAGUGCAUUCAUAUUAAAUUUGACUCACUUGCAUCCUC
Messenger RNA from Notolabrus celidotus (New Zealand spotty), 3230 nucleotides. RefSeq names its product zinc finger, RAN-binding domain containing 1a (gene zranb1a). Gene Ontology annotation, biological process: protein deubiquitination involved in ubiquitin-dependent protein catabolic process; protein K29-linked deubiquitination; protein K33-linked deubiquitination. NCBI's taxonomy places the organism in Eukaryota, Metazoa, Chordata, Actinopteri, Labriformes, Labridae. Gene Ontology annotation, cellular component: cytoplasm; nucleus. The transcript has 10 exons. Bases 328 to 2469 code for a protein of 713 amino acids. The record is from RefSeq and is a predicted model, not a curated record. Gene Ontology annotation, molecular function: K63-linked polyubiquitin modification-dependent protein binding; cysteine-type deubiquitinase activity.